AUGCUUGUGUCUAUCGAACAGCAUUUUGAUCGUGGGAACAUAUGCUUGAUUAAGAACAGUACAUAUGACGAUUGCUAUCAUGUCAAAAUUCUUCACACAGACUUCCAUGGUGUGUCGAUCCUUGAAGAAGCUAUUCGAGUGACUGGUGCGAACAAUCAACUACUACCACCCAGAUUAUUAUGGCUCGGUCGGAUCCGACCGGAAUCGGGCGGCAAGGAGUUUGCCGAAUCCCAUCGAAAAUUGUUGAAUUCGGCUGAAAUUACACUGAAACCGACUCAGGCUUACACAAAUCCAGUCACCAGAAUGAUCGAUCUGGGCACGUUCAAAGAUCUAGAAACCAUUGAUAUUCAGCUUAACAACCGUUACGAGCGAGUAAUCUAUUUUCACAUGAACAUGGCAAUGAAACAACAUCAUAUUCUCGAUGGAAAUUUCAGUGAUAUUGAUGAGCAUGACUUCAUGCAUAUCGUUAAUUUCUGGUCGUCUGAAAAACAACAGAUGAACUAUAUCGAUAAAGUGCAACGAUGGUUCGAUUUGAACGAUAUUCAAACAAAUCAAAAAGCAGCUGCAGCUCAAGAAGAUAAUGCUAUGGACGAACAACCACUCAACUAUGAUGAAUACAAUCCAUUUGAUAUCUGUGCAGCAUCCUAUGUUCCUAUUUAUCGUGGAAAUCCAUUGGUGAAAUGUCCGUUGUCCGGUGCAGCUUAUCUACCCGAGUUCAAAGGACAACUGUGUCGUGUAACAAAAGCAACUGAAAUCGGAAAAGAAUCUCUUGGUCUUCGAAUAUCCAUGAGUCAAUUUCGUUGA
This is a messenger RNA of Adineta ricciae, 804 nucleotides long. Lineage: Eukaryota; Metazoa; Rotifera; Eurotatoria; Adinetida; Adinetidae. The record is from the annotation of a GenBank genome assembly.